ACAAGGAAAUUUCUAGUAAAUUUCCCCUUAUCCCUUCAUCCUAGGUUCCUAGCCAAAACCAAGGGAAAAUCUUAGCAAAUAUCAGUGUACAUGAGAUGUAGCAGAGUGGGAAAAAACAAAUCAAGAAAAAGGUUCCAAUUUUUUCUUGUUUUUUCCAUCUUCCCUGAAUAUCCAAGAAAAAAGAUUACCAUUUUUCAUAGUUUCUUGAAAAUUUUAAGGUAUUGUGGAAUCCAAGAAAAGGGACAUCAUAUUCUUGGUUUCUUGUUACCUUAAAAGGUAUUGUUUUCUUCGUUCUGUUUUAUUUGAUGGCUUUUUUCAAUAGAAAGAUGCUAGAAGUUAUAUUCAAACCCAUUCCAUUAGAAAACCCUCCAUUUGUUCCAGAUACAAGUGAUGAUUGUCCUGAUGAUCAUUGUGUUGAAUCUGUUCCUAAUGAUGACCCUUUCUUUACCCUUCCUCCUCCUCCUCCUCCUCCUAUACCUGGUGCUACAAGUGAAAAAUAUCAUAUGCCCUUUUAUUUUAUCUUAAUGCUUUGUGUUCUUGGAGCUGUUUUUGUGUUCAUUUGUUACAUGGUUAUACUUAAGAGGAAGAGGUCCAAUUCAAGAAAUAGGAGAAAUCUUUCACAAUUGGAUGAAAAUAGAGACGAUUUUGUUAUAGAUGAAAAUCAUGGGCCAGUUAUGGAUCAUCCAAUUUGGUACAUACGUACUAUUGGACUUUCACAAGAUGUCAUUGAUUCAAUUUCAGUGUUUAAGUACAAGAAAGAUGAAUAUUUGAUUGAAGGGACUGAUUGUUCUGUUUGUUUGACUGAGUUUGAGGAAGAUGAGAGUUUAAGGUUGUUGCCUAAAUGUAGUCAUGCUUUCCAUAUCCCUUGUAUUGAUACUUGGUUAAGGUCACACAAGAAUUGCCCGUUGUGUCGCGCUCCUAUAGUUUCCAAUAUGGAUAAUAUCCCACAAUUGAGCAAUUUUGUGGAAGUUGUAUCAAUCACAAAUAUAGGUGAUGACUCUAGUCCAAAUGAAGUCAAUCAAUCGGAGAAUAAUGGAAGGCAUAAUGUUGAUCAACUGGAAAAUCUUGAAUUGGAUGAAGAGGGAAAUGAUGAAAUGAGGCGUGGAGUUGAAAAUCUUGAUGCCUUGUCAAACGAGGAGGAGAGAACUAUGGACCUAUUGAUGAAAAUUCCACGUGUUCUUGAUGGAAGGAAGAAAGGGGUUCGUGUUUUUAGCGAUUUAGCUGAGCAUAGAGUGAAAGUGAUCAACAAUGAACUUCAGCCAGCACGAAGAUCGGUCUCAAUGGAUUCUUCUGCUGCUCAAGAGAUUCACCUCGCGAUGAAUGAGAUGAAUUCAGGAACAAUUGAAGGGUGUUCGAGUUCAAAGAGAGGAGAUAGAAGUUCAAGUUUGUAUAAAUCAAUGAAGAGUUCUUCCUUUGGACGUUCACUGCAAAAAGUUCCUAUUAGUAUGAAGAGGUCUUUUUCUACUAGUGGAAAGUGUUCAUUGCCCACAACUAGCAAGAUUCAAGAUCUAAGACAAACAAUGUAAGAACAUUUCAUUUUGGUUCUUGAUUCUUCAACUGGGGUUCAACAUUUUCCUAUAUUUAUUUGAACCGUGUAUGAAAAUAUAAGUGUAAAAGUAAUGUUCCACAUAAAGGACUUGGAAACAACUGAAUUGUGCUAUAAUUCACUGGUUGCACAAGCUACUAAAUGUUGCAUAUUCCUUCUUUCUAAAAGGAUGUUUGAGUUUAUUAA
Lycium barbarum (goji berry) is the source of this 1732-nucleotide messenger RNA. Its product is annotated as RING-H2 finger protein ATL52-like. The transcript has a single exon. Bases 306 to 1526 code for a protein of 406 amino acids. Gene Ontology annotation, biological process: protein ubiquitination. Gene Ontology annotation, molecular function: transferase activity. Lineage: Eukaryota; Viridiplantae; Streptophyta; Magnoliopsida; Solanales; Solanaceae. The record is from RefSeq and is a predicted model, not a curated record.